This is a messenger RNA of Postia placenta MAD-698-R-SB12, 903 nucleotides long. RefSeq lists its product as hypothetical. The transcript has 7 exons. NCBI's taxonomy places the organism in Eukaryota, Fungi, Basidiomycota, Agaricomycetes, Polyporales, Adustoporiaceae. The record is from RefSeq and is a predicted model, not a curated record. The coding region runs from base 1 to 903 and encodes 300 amino acids.
AUGAAGACCGCGCGAGAACACGGAUUUUCGUGGAAAGGUGACUUCUUCGUUGACAAUGGCACUUUCCCGCGGACCGCAGUCCCAGAGGAGGAGGCGACGAUGGCAAAGUAUGCUCGCCUGGAUAUGAUAUGGAAGUAUCACGGGCGUCCGCAGGGCAUCUUCAGCACCGAUGAGUACCUGGCUGGUCUACAUCCCUCUCGUGGUACAGAGUUCUGUGCAAGCGUCGAGGCAAUGUUCUCACUUGAGAUGAUGUAUGCCACACUGGGAGACCCUGCGUGGGCUGACCUCACCGAGAAGAUCGCCUACAAUGCUAUGCCUGCUCAGAUCACAGCCGACUGGUGGUCGCAACAGUAUCUGCAUCAGACCAACCAAAUUUGGGUUGGCAACCACACCGAAGGCGUGCCCUGGACGGACAAUAACAUUCGUGGAAUUAUCAGCGUUUACAAGUUUUCCAAAGGCACGGUCAAUCAUCCACAAGGAUGGCCCAAAUUCUGGAGCAAUAGUUUCCUUCUGGCUGACAACGGCACGGCACUUGUACACGCGCUUCUGGGCCCUGCGACACUCGGGACCACUCUGGGCAAUGCAGUCGAUACGAACGUCACCGUCGACACAUUAUACCCCUUCGGCUCACUUUUCUCGUACACGAUCGCUUCAUCCGCUCCGUAUACGUUCUACAUUCGCAUUCCCGGCUGGGCAAAUUCGGAGAGCUACAUCAGCGUCGAUGACCAAAAUGCCGUGCCGUUAUUUCCCCAUGCAAAGAGUGUGACGACCAUUAAGUUAAACCUCGGAAUGGACAUCGAGGUCGAGCGACGGUCCAACAAUAGUAUCGCAGUCCACCGUGGGCCGCUCUUUUAUGCGGUCGACCUGGCCCACAACGAUACGACAACGUCUGCUCUGAGGUAA